This is a messenger RNA of Gadus chalcogrammus (walleye pollock), 3096 nucleotides long. RefSeq names its product NACHT, LRR and PYD domains-containing protein 12-like. Gene Ontology annotation, molecular function: protein binding. Lineage: Eukaryota; Metazoa; Chordata; Actinopteri; Gadiformes; Gadidae. The record is from RefSeq and is a predicted model, not a curated record.
AUGAACUGGAAGGAAAUAUUGACAUGUUCCCACUGUCACCAUACACUAACUGAUGUCUUCUGUUGUUUUUCUCAUUCAGGAUCUGCUGCUUUCGAGUGCCAACAUAAAAUCAAGUCUCGUUUGAAGGAGAAUUCCUGCUGUGUGUUUGAGGGAAUUGCUAAAGCAGGACAUCCAACACCUCUGAAUGACAUCUACACAGAGCUCUACAUCACAGAGAGAGGCAGUGGAGAGGUCAACCAGGAACAUGAGGUCAGACUGAUUGAAACAGCUUCCAGGAAACCGGCCAAGGAAGAAACACCAAUCAGAUGUGAAGACAUCUUUAAACCCUUACUUGGAAAAGAAAAAUCAAUCCGGACAUUAAUGACAACUGGAGUGGCCGGCAUUGGUAAAACCAUCUUAACACACAAGUUCACUCUGGACUGGGCUGAAGGCAAAGCUAACCAAGACAUACACUUCACAUUUCUCCUCACUUUCAGAGAGCUGAAUUUACUUAAAGGGACAGAGUUUAGCUUGGUGGAACUUCUUCAUCUCCUCUUUAGUGAGACCAAAGAAGCACGAAUCUACGGAUAUGACCCGUUCCAAGUUGUCUUCAUCUUGGAUGGUCUGGAUGAGUGUCGACUUCCUCUGGACUUCCAGAACAACACGAUCUGGACAGAUGUCACAAAGUCCACCUCAGUGGACGUGCUUCUGACAAACCUCAUCAGGGGCUACCUGCUUCCCUCCGCUCGCAUCUGGAUAACCACACGCCCUGCGGCAGCCAAUCAGAUCCCUGCUGAGUAUGUUGACAGGGUGACAGAGGUGAGGGGGUUCACCGACCCACAGAAGGAGGAGUACUUCAGAAAAAGAUUCAGAGACGGCAAGAUGGCCAACAAAAUCAUCUCCCACGUAAAGAAAUCACGAAGCCUCCACAUCAUGUGUCACAUCCCAGUCUUCUGUUGGAUCACUGCAAAAAUUCUGGAGGACAUCUUAAAGAAAUCCCAGAUAGAAGAGAUGCCCAGGACCGUGACUCAGAUGUACAGCUACUUCCUUUGGGUUCAGUCGAUACAGGCGGACAGGAAGUAUCAUGAGAAAGCUGAAACUGAUCCAUUCUGGGGUCCAGAGAGCAAGAAAAUCAUUGUUUCUCUGGGAAAACUGGCUUUUAACCAGCUGGAGAAAGGCAACCUGAUCUUUUACGAGGCAGACCUGGCAGACAAUGGCAUCGACAUCAAAGAAGCCUCAGUGUGCUCAGGAGUCUUCACCCAGAUCUUUAAAGAGGAGUGCGGGAUGUACCAGGCCAGGGUGUUUUGCUUUGUCCAUCUGAGCCUCCAGGAGUUUCUGGCUGCUCUUUAUGUCUUUCUGUUCUUCAUCGACACUGGUAUCAAUCUGCUCUCAGAAGCCACCACCUCUGGGGAAGAUAAACUCCUCCUCCUCUACCAGAGUGCUGUGGACAAGGCCUUACAGAGUGAGAACGGACACCUGGACUUGUUCCUCCGCUUCCUCCUGGGCCUCUCUCUGGAGACCAAUCAGAUUGUCCUACGAGGUCUGCUGGGACAGACAGGAACUGGCUCACUGACCAAUACAAAAACAGUGUCUUACAUCAGGGAGAAGAUAAAUGGAGAUCUCUCUCCAGAGAGAAGCAUCAAUCUGUUCCACUGUCUGAAUGAGCUGAACGACCGUUCUCUGGUGGAGGAGAUCGAACAGUACCUGACAUCAGGAAGUCUCUCCGGAGAAUAUCUCUUUCCUGCUCGACUGUCAGCUCUGGCCUUCAUCCUGCAGACAUCAGAACAGGAGCUGGACGUGUUUGACCUGAAGAAAUACUCUGCUUCAGAGGGGUGUCUUCUAAGGCUGCUACCAGUGGUGAAAGCCUCCAAAACCUCUCUGCUCAAUGGCUGUCAUCUGUCAGAUUACUGCUGUGAAGCUCUGGCCUCAGUUCUCUGCUCCAACUCCUCUAGUCUGAGAGAGCUGGACCUGAGUACCAAUAACCUGCAGGAUUCAGGAGUGAAGCUGCUCUCUGCUGGACUGGGGAGUCCACACUGUACACUGGACACUCUCAGGCUCAAUGACUGUCGUCUGUCAGAGGUAGGCUGUGAAGCUCUGGCCUCAGUUCUCAGCUCCAGCUCUAAUCUGAGAGAGCUGCACCUGAGUACCAAUGAUCUGCAGGAUUCAGGAGUGAAGCUGCUCUCUGCUGGACUGGGGAGUCCACACUGUACACUGGAAACUCUCGGGCUGAAUCGCUGUCAUCUGUCAGAGAGAUGCUGUGAAGCUCUGGCCUCAGUUCUCAGCUCCAACUCCUCUCGUCUGAGAGAGCUGGACCUGAGUACCAAUGAUCUGCAGGAUUCAGGAGUGAAGCUGCUCUCUGCUGGACUGGGGAGUCCACACUGUACACUGGAAACUCUCAGCUUGUCUGGCUGCCUGGUCACACAGGAAGGCUGUGCUUCUCUGGCCUCAGCUCUGAGCUCCAACCCCUCCCAUCUGAGGGAGCUGGACCUGAGCUACAAUCACCCAGGAGACUCUGGAGCUGCGCUGCUCUCUGCUGGACUGGAGGAUCCACGCUGGAGACUGGACACUCUCAGUGUGGAGCACGGUGGAGUGUGGAGGCUGAAACCAGCUCCACAGAGAUAUGCCUGUGAACUCACACUGGACCCCAACACGGCCGACAGAGGACUCUCUCUGUCUGAGGACAACAGGAAGGUGACGGUGGUUGGAGUGGACCAGUCGUGUCCGGAUCACCCAGAGAGAUUUGACCGGGGCCAGGUGUUGGGUAGAGAGGCUCUGACUGGCCGCUGUUACUGGGAGGUAGAGUGGGAAGGAUGGAUUUAUAUAGGAGUGACAUACAGAGGAAUCACAAGGAGAGGACGGGGUGAUGAAAACUGGCUUGGACGGAACAACAAGUCCUGGGUUCUUGAUUGUUAUGAUGGUCUUUACUCUGCCCGGUACGACUGUACAGUGACAGACCUCCGUCUCCGCCCCGCUGGCUCCACCAGAGUAGGAGUGUAUCUGGACCGGCCUGCUGGGACUCUGUCCUUCUACAGAGUGUCCCCAGGUGGAGGAGGGUCCUCAGACACACUGACACACCUCCACACCUUCUGGUCCUCCUUCACCCAGGAGGACCUCCUC